GCCGGCUUAUUGAAAAAUAUCUUUAGAUUUUAAAUAAACAUAGCGGUUUUUGUUGCCUUCUGGUUUGCUUUUUGGAUCUAUUGCAUCCUUUAACCGCAUACGCAGGUAGGUUUUUUAUAAUUCAUUCUUUUAAUACUGCAUUCUACCAAACGCUCGCUAUUGUCUCAUCACGUGAUCUAAUCUCCUAAGCGUUGUUAAAAUAAUAGGCGUUGCCUAGUAAAGAAAGAGGUAAACCAGCAACGCAUCCCUGGAAUGAUGUACAUGUAUACUGUGAUGGCUGGAGGCUUUACUGACCCCUAACUCUCCAGACCCUAAAGGCAUCCUUGAGACAGCUCAGUAUCAUGUAAGAUGUCUCUUCCAGUCUCCUCCCACACCUGUGCGUGGCUCUGAUGUGAGGAUGCGCUGCCUGGUGGCAAGAGUCAACCACAAAACGCUGAUAGUCCUCUGUGUAGUUUUUGCUCUCAUCACACUUGUGCUUUGGAACAAGUGCUCCAGCGAUGUUGCUCUGCAUCCUCCGACCCGGCCCCAACCUGAGCCCGCACCCACUACAGAGGACGAAGAGGACCACGGACAGCUGCCUGAAAUGUCCCUGGUCUCCAAGGAAGUGCAGUAUCAGCAGAUCGACUGCCUCAUUAAUGAGGACGUGACGAUCAAAGGGCGCCGAGAGGGCAGUGAGGUCUACCUUCCCUUCAGCUGGGUGGAGAAAUACUUCAACGUAUAUGGGCGCCUGGUUCAGUAUGAAGGUACAGAAAGGUUUGAGUUCUCGCACAGCUACUCGCGCGUCUAUGCCCAGAGAGAACCCUAUCAUCCAGAUGGCGUAUUCAUGUCAUUCGAAGUCUACAAUGUGGAGGUGAGAGACCGCGUGAAGUGCAUCAGUGGAGUGGAAGGUGUGCCUGUUUCUACCCAGUGGGGUCCACAGGGCUACUUUUACCCAAUCCAGAUAGCACAGUAUGGAUUAAGUCACUACAGUAAGAAUCUUACAGAGAAGCCACCUAGCAUAAAGACUUAUGGGUUCAUGGAAGAGAGAGAAGGCAGUCCCAAUCCCUGGACAAUCCCUAAAGGUUGCUCCAUUGCCAAGGUCCAUGACCCAGGUCACACAGUCACUAUUUACCAGUUCAUCGCACCAGAUAAUUCAGAAGGUGUAUCUCUACUUCUAGACAACUCAAAGGAUUUUGUCCUGUCGUUUGACGUAAAGUUCACGUCCAAUGGUAGUGUGUCAGUGGUGCUGGAGACUACAGAAAAGGGACCUCCGUAUACCAUUCACUAUAUCACCAGCUCCCUUCUCAUUUCCUUUAAGGACAGGGAGGUGGUCUAUGGCAUUGGUCCACAGGCCACCUGGAGUACCCUGAGCCGAGAUUUGGUGACUGACCUGCGUAAGGGAGUGGGUUUGUCUAAUACCAAAGUUGUGAAGCCAACUAAGAUCAUCCCUCGACGCGUAAUCCAGUUGGUACUGCGUGGCUCAGGCUUCAUCAGCAACAUCACCAUUUCCUCCACAGCUCACAUGGCUGCCUUCUUUGCUGCUAGUAACUGGCUCCUACGCAACCAGGAUGAGCGAGGCGGAUGGCCCAUCAGAGUGGCACGCAAAUUAGGGGAAGGUUUUCGAAUACUGGAGUCUGGCUGGUACUCUGCCAUGGCCCAGGGACAGGCCAUGUCUACAUUAGUGAGGGCAUACCUCGUCACACAUGACCUUGUGUACCUCAGCGCUGCAAUGCGUGCCAUUGCACCUUUUAAGCGAAUGUCAGAGCAACAUGGUGUAAAAGCUCUGUUCAUGAACAAGUAUGACUGGUAUGAAGAGUACCCCACAAUACCCAGCUCCUUUGUGCUCAACGGCUUUAUAUACUCCCUGAUCGGACUGUAUGAUGUGGCUGAAAUAGCAGGGGAUAAACUAGGCCGAGAGGCAGGCAUACUGUUUAGCCGAGGAUUAGAAUCCCUAAAAGCCAUGCUGCCACUGUUUGAUACAGGGUCUGGAACUGUCUAUGACCUGCGGCAUUUCACGUUGGGUGUGGCACCAAAUCUGGCACGUUGGGACUACCACACCACUCACAUAAACCAACUGCAACUCUUGUCCUCUAUAGACAGUAGUCCCAUUUUUAGAGAGUAUGCAAAGCGCUGGAAAAGCUACCUGAAAGGGGGUCGGGCUAAACACAACUAAAGACACACCGAAAAGACUGUUAGUGGAAAGAUCAUUCUGAUAAACUUUGAAAGUCUAAAUCAGCAUGUACAUUAAAGCAGUAUGUACUGAUCGAAAUGAAUUACUUACAUAUUUUACGCGGGAACUAUUAUUUAGUUUAUAGCUCUGUUCUUCUCAAACAUACAUAAUGUGAAUUUGUAAAACCACAAUUUUAGCCGCAUUGCUUAUUCAUACUUCCAAAAUAGUGGUAACGAUGCAGAUAUUUAGAUGCACUUUAAGACCAAUACAUCUAUUGUUGCCUAUUGUGAUUCAUUAAAAUAUGUUAAUCAGUGACAGAAGCGUGUCUUACAAGUGGUGAUAUACAAUAAAACUAGGAAAUGACAAGCAGGACAUUAGAGCCCUUUGCAGAAAUGAGGCAUUUUUCAAGGUCUUGUGCAAUAACAUAAAUUAUUUGAAAUUGUGUAACUUAUAUUCUAUGUCUUAUUUGUAUAUUAUUGGUAAGUGGAGUAACUUACAAUGUAUAAAUUAUUUCCGUUUUAGUGUUGAAAUGACAUUGUGAGGUUUGUUCGUCUAAACAUAUAUACUGUAUAUGUAUAUAUUGAAGUUUAAAGAUUGUUCUAAAACGUCUCAUGUAACACCUUUCUGAGUACAGAUGUGUUGAAGUUCAUGUUUUUAUAAAAUUAGCAGGUAAAAUAAAUAUAUUUAUACAUUGUUUAUUUCUGUCAGUCAUCAAACAACUAUUUUAAUAAUUUCCAGAAUACAUAAAUAGUAAAACUUCAAUACACAAAUGUCCUAGCAAGGGUGUGUUCUUACCUUGUGUGGAUUGUUCCCAGGAUAGCUCCAAAUAAACUGUGAGCUGGCCCAGGAUAAAGAAGAUACUAAGGAAAAAUGGAUG
Molecule: messenger RNA, 3026 nt
Organism: Clarias gariepinus (North African catfish)
Lineage: Eukaryota; Metazoa; Chordata; Actinopteri; Siluriformes; Clariidae
Gene: glcea
Product: glucuronic acid epimerase a
Exons: 4
Coding region: 398-2152 (584 amino acids)
Biological process (GO): heparan sulfate proteoglycan biosynthetic process
Cellular component (GO): Golgi apparatus
Molecular function (GO): heparosan-N-sulfate-glucuronate 5-epimerase activity
Source: RefSeq, a predicted model, not a curated record